GGAAAUCUUUUCACGUCCCUAAACUGAAUAGUGAACAACUAAGUUUGUAAGUAUAAAUUUAGGAAAAUAAAUUGCACAGAAUACUGCAAGAGAAACCUUGACACAGUAUCAAACAAACAUUCCAACAGAAACAUAGGAGGUUUCUUCGAACCACCGCUAUAUCCAUGACAAUGUAACAAUACUUGCCAAAACAACACGUGCAGUGACCGUGUUUGGAAAACAAGCAACAAAAACCCGACACAAUAUAUGAUUCUUGAAAGCUUAUAUAUAUAUUGAGACAUUAACUUUUUUGAGUAAAUCUUUAUAGGCCAUCCGUAUUUUUGUAUGUUUCUCACCUCCAACCUCAACCAGCAAGAGUGCGGGCAAGCGAAUAUUUUGUGUAAGUUAUUUUUAUGAAAGUCCCUAAAUUAAUUUAGGACGUAGAUCGAGUCGGUUUGCUUUGGAAGCUAUUUGUUUCAAAAUAUUGCGGAAGAAAGAUCAAGCCGACCUGUGUGUAAUUGUAGCGCAAUUUCUUUUUUUAUCACAUCGGGGCAUACAGUUCCACAGCGGCGAGUUCCGAAAACUUUUUAUUUCACGUAAAAAAAUCAGAGUGGGCGGGAAAUGUCAAACACAGAGAAAAUACGGACAGCCGUAGCGCCUUGUCUGAUUGCGCCUACUUCACAAUUGGCGCAAUCGCCUACUUAUAAAUCAAUAAAACUUAGUAUGAUGUCUCCUUUCACUCAGGCCGUAGUACAAAGAACGAGGCUUUGAGCCGCCAGCCAAGCCUGACAUCCACGUGGCAAUGUUUACAUCUGGUACCCUUUGUCCUAUUGACCUGCAGGAGGUCAAGUUCUGUGACGUCACUUAACCUUAGUGAUGUAUUCAGGGCCGUAAACUCAGUCGAAUAACCUUCAGUGACUUUGCGAAGGAAGUGUGUACCCUUCAUAGUUGGAGGGUCACAAUGGGAUACAGUAUACAUUGGGAGGCCACAGUGAACGACUGUAGAGGCUGAGAGGGAACAUGACAGCCGGAGCGAGCCGCGGCCGGUCAUAUCAACAAACCCUCGUGCGAGUCGACUGACCUUGAGACUGUCAGUCAGCUGGCUCGGUGGUAGUAGCGAGACUGGGGAUUAUACGAUAUCACAGGCGGUGUCAUGUUGGUUAUGAUCAGUUAUUUGAUUUAGUACUUGAAUGGAAGCUGACAUAACCGGCAUGGAUUUCCCCUAUCUUAUAUACAAUUGCCACAAUGAACGGUGACCGCGAAGAUGACAUGACUGUCUUCCUUCCGCGUAAUCUCUCCUAUGUGCGGGAUAGCAACUUAGACGAAUAUAGUGUCAGUUCGACAUUCGUGCAGAACCCUCGAGAACGCUUAGGAGACUGUAGUGAGUGCAGUGAGUGCAUGCAUCUGUUUGAAGCGAUGGCCGAGGAGGGGGGAGCCACGAGCAUGCAGGAGAUGCAGGACUAUGGGUCGUCGGUGGACCCGGAGGAUAAACCUGUGACUGAGAUGCAAGAGACUGUUGGCUCGGAUACUCCCAGUGAAGAAGGUAUUUUCGUCAAUGUAAUCGAUGAUGAGUUAGACCAUUUUGAGACUGCUAUCAAUGAUGGCCAUGAGACCGAUGAUCACUCUGGUGACUCUGUUUACAGUCCAAAUGGCUCUGACCUUGGCGAGACACAGGAAGGUCACAAACAGCGACUUGAGGAGGCUGUGAACACAAUUGCUAACUCCGAUUUCAAUGCCAAACCAGAACUCAAAAUAAAGAUAAACGAUCGACCAUUCCUGGAAACAACAACCGAGGAAGCUUUCCUUAAAUUUGUAUCUUCAAAAAGUCCCGUAUAUGAAGAUAAGGAAUUUAACUUUUCACGUAGUGAAUUAAGGAAGUCAUCGUCUCUCAAGACUAACAAGACUCCCCCUGGAACACCGAGUAGAAAGAAAGUUGUCCGUUUUGCGGACGCUAUGGGUUUGGAUCUUGAAUCUGUGAGAAACAUUGUGAACGUGGAUACCCCGCCCAAAGUGCCGGCGUCUGCCCUGGCCGACCUGCGUGUUGGGCUGGAGGAAGACAGACGUGCAAUGGGGAGCAGGUUUCUCACUGCCUGUUUUUCCCAGCCAGGGGCGUCAGAAAAUUUCAUGAAGAAGGUUCUUGCUCAAAAGGUGAGUUUGGAGAAUGCCGUCAUUACAGGGAUGACCAUCACAGGCGUUAUCCGAGUGGCCAACAUUUCCUUCAACAAAAUGGUGCGAGUGCGCUACAGCACUAACAGGUGGGCCACCUUUCAUGACAUAGCAGCAUCUUAUGUGCAGAACUCGUGCGACGGACCCACAGAUAGAUUCUCGUUCAGUAUUGUGGCACCUGCAAAUUUCGAUGUUGGAUCCAGGUUGGAGUUCGCCGUGUCCUAUGCCGCCAGCUGUACCGUGUUCUGGGACAACAACGAGGGAAGGAACUAUGUGUUUGAAUGUUUUGCGAAGACCGUCCCAACAGAGGCCGAGAAUUCCUGGAUGCACUUUUUGGCGGGCGGUGAGCCAGACACGAAGCCUGAGUCGUCUGCUCGUCUGCAGGUCCCCUCGUGUUGAUAGGCCGUCCUUGCAGCAAGCAGGUCCGUGGUGACUGCAUGGCGUGACUGGUGGUCCUAACCCUCUCCCUUGACUUGCAGAUGUAUACUAAUGAAGUGCAAUAUCCCCUGUAACCGCUCUGCUUUCUAGUACCACAGCGGCCAAUCACAGUAGCAUGUAAACUAUGAUAUGAGUAAAAGUCGAGGCCUACUAUAUUCACUGUGGUAUGCAGCGUGUUGGAUGGCCUACAGAUAGAGAAUAUAGGAAAUGAAAUUAUCGUUAAAGGCACUGUUACGGGCAUUUGCUGGCCGACAUUGUAAGUAUCUUGGGCGUUAUGUCUACAGUCUUACGGUCUUGUAUUCAUUUGUAAUAUUCUACUCCUAGCUGCAAGUUGUGUGUGUGUGUGUGUGUGUGUGUGUGUGUGUGUGUGUGUGUGUGUGUGUGUGUGAGAAAUACAGUUAUUCUUUCAUAAUUAGCCAAACCAUGGCAUACCAAGCUACAAAACAAAUUCUUCUACACUAUGAUAUGUCCCAUUAUCUUUCUUUAUUGUGCUUCAAAAUCGAAUCUGUCCAUAUUAUUAUUAGAGUUAUGUUUUAUCCAAUGAUUCAGUAGUACUCUUUAUAUUGAUUGUUAUUGUUAUUGUUAUCUACUCUGCUCUUGUUGAAUCUGUGUGACGCGGAGGCGGGGGCUGGCAUCCUCCGUCAUCCCGUCCUCUCCCUCAUCCUGUGCAAUAUCACGGCAUCUAUUGACACUUAUAUCAUGUUGUUGACUGUUCGCAUAAUAUUUUGUCUUACUGGUUUGUUUGUUGUUGCGAAAUUAAACAUGAAUCUCUUCGUCUAAUUGUAGAAAAAAACACCCUUUUUUACAUGCGUUUUAUUGCUUGUAUUAUUGUUAAAUCAGGAUCUCAUAAAUCCAUUUUUUGCCUAUAAAUAUCUCAGCUUUUUUGUAACAGGGUAUUAUGUUCCUAUUAACCCUAUUAGUUUUUUCUAUGUUAAUGUAACCGUUGUUGUGGAUGCACCAAGAAUUACUGUCAACCGAGUGUAUAUUGGUACCUAUGGCCUUCACUCAGACAUUCUUGCUUGUACCAUUAUUGGAAAUUCGAUAUUUAGCAUACAUGUGUUUCUAUGAAUGACAUUUUUUGACAUAUGAUGUUGACACUUUUUGACAUAUGAUGUGUGAUCCAGCUACAGCCGUUGACUUUCACCUACCACUGUUUUCUGGGGUUCAUCCAUCUCCUCUGAAACUACAAGGCCUACGAAACUGAAUCUUUGCAACAAUGAUCUAAGCUACCGUGUCUCUAAAAGGUGACCACAUGAAUUGGAUCCGAUGUUAAACAUGACCCUUACGGCAGUCUUAUUUAGAAACCAAUAAAUGGCUAUUAAUCGUCCAUCCUUUUUUCAAUAAGUUUGGUAUGGCAUAUGUUCCAUUUGUUCAAUAUUAUGAAUCGUUACCUUGAUUCAACCUUUACAUCGUAAUACUUGGUGCCACCGAAGUGAAAAUGGGCAAUAACAAUGCAAGGAAAAAGCAUAUCUUAAACCACACUGCUCACUAGCCUGCCACCAUACACCACAUUAUCAUCAUACACAGGAGAUCAAUGGUCAACUGUAGGUUUUGAUCUUUUCCACCAAUCGUUUUUUUAUCAAAAUAAGGUUGAUGUAUCAUAACAUUAUUUGUUCAUAAGGUGAGCUACAGACCUUUGCUGCUAUAUUUGUGUAGAGUGGGUUUCUUCUAUUCAUAUUUCCACUGAAGUUCAGAAUAUGUACUCUCCACUCUGAAGUAUACUUGUAUUUUGCUUUGUGUUUGACUGGGAUUGUAUGAUUAUGUAAUAACUCCUAGUGAUACCAUCCAUCAUUUGGCGGGUCACAGUUUGAUACUGUGUGGGUCAUGUUACGCCUGGACCCGACAUCUAUUUUUGGGUAUGAGAAAAUAUGUUAAAAUUAGUAUCUCACUUAUUGUUCCAGGGAAAUAUAAGACUAACUGAUAUUUUUGGAAUAACACAUAUUUUGUGCUGUGUUGAUUUAGUAACUAUAGAAACGGAGAGAAUAUGAAACAGCGUGAAAUCUCAGUUGGGUCCGAGACACAUGGGCCGGUAUCUUAACAGAUUGAUAUUUGAAUGUGUCAUGAUGUACUGUAUCUGCAGGAUAUACUUGGGAGGUAAUGUCUGUUGUGCAAGUGUCAUACUGUGUAUGUCAAGUGACACCAUUCUAUCUAUAAAUACAUGUUUGACUGUGAUACUAACGCUGGAGAUACUGCGAUCGGGAUGCUAUAUUUUCACCUGGAUUUGUUUUUGACGCUGUCAGCUGUGAUACAAUGUCUGGUAUGGUUAACAAAGGAUUGUUGGACAUAUUUUCCAUGUGAAGACUAAAACAAACUAUGUGUCAUUGUUCUCACCAAUAUGAUAUCAACUUAUGAGGACAUGUCUAAUUACGUCAUGGAUGCCGUCACAUCCACGGUGUCAGCACUGCUGUCUCGACUUACGAGGGCACGUCAUGUCGGCAGUGAGAGCUACGGUGUCCUGGUUUUACUAAGAAUGCUGUAAUGUCAAAUGUUGCUCACUCCCAAUACAACAUCAUUCACUAUCAAGAGGUUAAACAUGUUGAAAAGUGCCGAGAAAUGUGUUAUUGCACCAAUUACAAGUAUUCUGGUAUGUGAGACCGGCAAUUGACGUUCUCCUACACUGCAGUCAAUAAAACUGUUGGUUGAAUUA
Messenger RNA from Haliotis rufescens (red abalone), 5230 nucleotides. RefSeq names its product glycogen-binding subunit 76A-like. Gene Ontology annotation, biological process: regulation of glycogen biosynthetic process. Bases 1225 to 2544 code for a protein of 439 amino acids. Lineage: Eukaryota; Metazoa; Mollusca; Gastropoda; Lepetellida; Haliotidae. The record is from RefSeq and is a predicted model, not a curated record. The transcript is spliced from 3 exons. Gene Ontology annotation, molecular function: glycogen binding; protein phosphatase 1 binding. Gene Ontology annotation, cellular component: protein phosphatase type 1 complex.